This is a messenger RNA of Harpegnathos saltator (Jerdon's jumping ant), 2237 nucleotides long. Its product is annotated as glycine-rich cell wall structural protein 1.8. Gene Ontology annotation, cellular component: nucleus. The record is from RefSeq and is a predicted model, not a curated record. Gene Ontology annotation, molecular function: mRNA binding. Lineage: Eukaryota; Metazoa; Arthropoda; Insecta; Hymenoptera; Formicidae.
GGUUGGUAGCGCAGUUUCCGCUCGGCUAACGAGAAAGAGCAGCAGCAUCAUCUUGACUCGUGCACACGAGCCAUUUUUUUUAACUUCCUUUCUAUCUUUUUUCUGCGUUAUCGAUGGACACGUCCGUCGGUUACCACGGUACUUCGGAGACGUCGGCGGCUGGGGCGAUGGUUUCGUCCAACCAGCCGAGAAAAACAAAGAUAUUCGUGGGUCGGUUGCCAGAAAAUUGUCGCAACGAUGAGUUGCGGCAAUUGUUCUUGCGUUUCGGCGAAGUGACGGAAUGCGAUGUCAUGAAUCGAUAUGGUUUCGUCCACAUGGCACGGGAGGAGGAUGCAGCUGCUGCUAUCAAAGCUCUUCACAACUCUAAUUUUAAAGGUGCAACGAUCAAUGUGGAACAGUCAACCGGCAAGUCACGUGGAAGCGGAGGAGGACGCCGAGAUGGAGACAGAAGAGGUGGACCAAUGAGAGGUGGUAGGGGGGGACGAGACGGUGGUAGAGACGCUCGUCCUGGACCAUACAAUGAUAGAAGAGUUCUUCCGAUCCAACUCGUUGGUUACGAUGGAUCUGCUGCAGGUGGCGUCGCUACGGGGUACACUGAUUACAACCGAGGAGCUGGCGACUUUAGCGGCCGUGGGGCGGACUUCAGCACCGGCUACGCCGACCGUGGGGCAUACGGCCAGAACGUGAGUGGCGCGGCGAUGGGUUACACUUCAGCAGCACCUGGAAUGGGAGGUGGAUAUGGACCAGCGACCGGUGCCGUGGGAGGAUAUGGACCGACUGGUGCAACAGACUACGGACGUACAGCUGACUAUGGUCGUGCAGAUUUUGGCGCUAGAACAGACUAUGUAGUUGGUGGUGGCAUGGCCGGAGAUUUCAACCGGGGUGCACCCGGUCCGGUAGAUUAUGGACGUACUGAUAAUUUUGGUGCCAGUCGCACAGUUGAUUACACAGCUCGAAAUGAUUAUGACCGAAGUGCGACUGGACCAAUGAGAAACGGCGGUGGUGCAGUAGCCACUACCGGGUAUGGAACUGGGUACACUGAUGUGGGAUAUGAUGAAAGUCACUGGGGUUAUCCGGGCGCGCCAGGGGAUAUGAUGGGGGGGGUAAGUCAGGGAAUUACGAUGAUCUAUAAAAGGAAGGAUAGUCCUACUAGUAAUGAUAUACCUUCAUUUAACAGGCCAAUGAGUACUGGACCCAGCUACAGCACUGGGGCACCCAGUUACAGCACUGGUCCAGGACCACAAGCUGACAUGUUUAGUAGAAGACCUGGCAGUGCCGUCCCUAGUGGUGGCUAUCCACCGGUAGCUGGCGGUUAUGCCGAGGGAUAUGACAGACCAGAUGCAUAUGGUCCUCCACGUGGCGGUGGACGCUUCCCAGGUCCGGCAGACGCGAUGCCACCGAGGUACUAAAAAGCUUUGUACUAAAGCGAACGCUCUAGCGCAUGCGAAAGGCAACCACAAAAAAACAUACACACAAAAAGAAAAAAAAAAGACUUUAGUGCUAUCAUUCGCUUACGGAUUCGAUUACAUCUAGGAACUGCCCUCUGCGUCCGACAUAUAUAGAGUCCGUAUUAAUAAUAAUGAGAAUAUACAUAUACAUAUAUGACAUAUUGUUUAAUCGUAUUUCGUAAGAGAUAUGGUAAGAAAAUAUGAGGUAUAUCAAUGGGAAUAACAUAAAUAAUGAAUCAUGGAUUCAUACUUGUUUUGUGUUGAGAGAUAUGCCAUGGGUUUAAGAAAAAAAAACUUUAUACAUAAAUUAUAAUCAACGAUAUAAAUUCAUCGUGUCAGAUCAUCGUGUGUGUGUAUGCAGAGAAGCAAUAAUUUUUUUUCGGCGUUAUUACAGUUAAUUUUCAUGCAACUUUUUGCGUUUGUAAGACUUUGUUUCCCUUUUUUCUUCUUUUUUACUUCUUCUUUCCUAUGACUAAGUAAAAAUCUAAUGUUCUGGUUUCUCUAGUGAUGGGUAUGUGGGUAUUCUCUCUUUAAUUCGCAAUUCCUAAAACCCACGCUCUGUAAGAUAAAAAAUUUCGUUCUAUUCUAUUAAUGUUAAUUCCAUUCGGACCUAGACUAUUACAAGAAUGCUGUAUAAUCCCUUUUUUUUACAUACAAGAACUUUUCCGCAUAAGAGAAAUGUUUUAAAUGUUCAUUAAUAAAACAGCAGAGAAACAUACAUAACGGCAGUUGUCGAUGUAUCUUUAUUUAAAGUAAAUAAAGCACAAGCGAGUGUCCUAAUUUUUGCAA